Lodderomyces margitis is the source of this 1218-nucleotide messenger RNA. RefSeq lists its product as uncharacterized. Lineage: Eukaryota; Fungi; Ascomycota; Pichiomycetes; Serinales; Debaryomycetaceae. Gene Ontology annotation, cellular component: nucleus. Gene Ontology annotation, biological process: poly(A)+ mRNA export from nucleus. The coding region runs from base 1 to 1218 and encodes 405 amino acids. The transcript has a single exon. The record is from RefSeq and is a predicted model, not a curated record.
AUGUCAGACAUAGACCAGGAAAUCCAUACGGAAGCAACAGUGCCCUCUAAUAACCAGGAAGUGGAUAAGGAUGUAGAAGCAUCCAGAGAAACGCAAGAAGGUCAGGACAGUGGAGAACUGCAAGAAGGACAUGAUGGGGAGGAAAUGCAUAGAGAAGAUACCACUGAAGCCAGCCCAGCAUAUGGUUCGGAGGAUGAAGAUAAGGUAAUUAGCUCGAUCAAGGCAAAGAAAAUUGCCAAUACUGAUGAGAGAUUCAACACACACAAGAAAUUGAUUAGAAGAUCCAAACCACAUGUGAGUAUUAAUAAUGAUGAUGAUGAUGAGAGUUACCCCAUCAGCAAUGACCAGCCAUCUCAAGAGUUCAAAGAUGAUCUUAACCCACAACAAAGAAGACGUUUGGAGUUGGAAGAAAAAAUGACGGCAGCUAUUAAAGUCAAGUCCAAUAGAAGAAGAAAAGCCGAUGAAGAUGACAUUGAAAGGAUGCAAGACGAUAAAAUUGAGCAUUUGAAGGAGCAAAUGAUUAAUGCGGCAAAUUUGGAUGUGGAAAAGAAUUCGCAAGGACAAAUUGCUACUGAGAAAUUGAAACUAUUGGAAGACGUGUUGAAUAUCUUAUCGAGGGCUGAUUUGGCGGAGUCCAUUUUAGAUAACAAUUUAUUGGAAGCAGUACGAUUAUGGUUGGAACCGUUACCCGAUGCCAGUAUGCCAGCUUAUCAAAUCCAAAAGGAACUAAUAAAUUCCUUGCAAGCAUUGCCCAUCAAGACUGAUCAUUUAGUAGCUUCGGGUAUUGGUAAAGUGCUUGUAUUUUACCAAAGAUCAAAAAGAACAGAACCGCUGUUGAAAAAGGUUGUUGACCGUUUAAUUGGUGAUUGGACAAGACCAAUCUUGAACAAGUCCGAUUCCUACAAGGACAGAUCAAUACAGUUUGGUGAAUACAACAAAGCAAGAUACUCGAAUAAAUUAUCCAGUGGUAAUAAACAAACAGCACCAAAGACGUUAUACGAACAAAAUGCCGAAAGAAGGAAAAGAGCUGCUAUUCCAACAGCUAGAACUGCUGCUUACAAGAUUGCUCCUAGAGUUGAUCCUAACUUGUUAGCCAGAGGUAGAGGUUCUGACGAAAGGUUCAAGAAGUUGAACCAAAAAUUGACCUCGAUGGGUACUAGAAGGAAAGUAACAAAGAAAGGUGGUCCAUCUAUAGAAGGUAGAGAUUUAAGUAUUUAG